Salvia hispanica is the source of this 2799-nucleotide messenger RNA. NCBI's taxonomy places the organism in Eukaryota, Viridiplantae, Streptophyta, Magnoliopsida, Lamiales, Lamiaceae. The record is from RefSeq and is a predicted model, not a curated record.
ACAAAGAGGAUUAGCUCCAAAAAGUUCCUCCCGCCAAACGAAAAAGGGCGCAAAUUUGAAUCGACAGAGUACUCAUCGUUCGCCGCUGCGGCCGCGCCACCGUUACUCGAGAUGUAUGGCCACCCGGCAGAGAGUAGUAAAACGGUUACACGGUGGGCAGAGGAUCACGGUUUGUGGCGCAUUCUGGCCCUCUAUUUUCCUCAAACUAGUGGCGACGACUCAGACCACCGAAUGCAUCUCGCAUCUUCUUUGCUUGAUUUCUUCUUCUCUCCUCAAGGAAAAGAAUUCGUCAGCCAGGUUAAAGAGGAGGAUGGAUCAUUCUUCUUGCCCCUCGACUUUCAGCAUUUUAAGAAAGCAUGCAACAUUGAAGAAUUUUAUGUAGCACUACUAGAAAAACCUAAACAAGCUCUGCUCUGUAUGAGCGCGGCAUUGCACAAGGUCUAUUUUGGGAAAGAAGAUCUGAUGGAGGAAGGUGUCAAGGUUACAAUCCGUCUUCACAAUCAUCAAGAGUCUAUGAUUGCUUUGAAGAACCUGAAGGCUGCUUAUAUUGACAGGCUUGUUUCUGUAAGGGGAACUGUAGUAAAAGUUAGCACAGUCCGGCCGCUGGUGAUACAAAUGAGUUUUUCAUGUGCUAAAUGUGGGACCACCAUGACAUGUGAUUUUCCUGAUGGAAAAUUUUCUCCGCCAACAAAAUGUGAAACUGUAGCAUGUAAAAGCCGAAAUUUCAAUCCCAUCAGGUCUACUGCUCUACCAAUCGAUUUUCAGAAAAUAAGAAUUCAAGAGCUGCUCAAAUCUGAACAUCAUGAAGAGGGGCGGGUUCCUCGGACAGUGGAGUGUGAACUGACCCAAGAUCUAGUGGAUGCAUGCAUUCCUGGAGAUAUUGUCACAGUAACUGGUAUCAUAAGAGUUAUCAACAAUUACAUGGACAUUGGAGGAGGAAAAUCAAAGGGGAAGAACCAAGCACUAUACUAUCUGUACCUAGAAGUGGUUUCAAUAAUAAAUUCAAAGUCCCAGUCUGUGUCUGAGGAUGCACAAGAUACCAAUAUCAGUCAUAGGUCCUCAGAGCAUUUAGAUCUGUACUCAUUUUCGCCAAGAGAUCUGGAAUUCAUUGUAAAGUUCUCCGAGGAGCAUGGUUCAGAUGUUUUCCGUCAAAUUCUGCAAUCAGUUUGUCCAUCCAUCUAUGGCCACGAGCUUGUUAAAGCUGGAAUUACGUUAGCGUUGUUUGGUGGUGUUCGGAAGCAUUCAAUGGAUCAGAACAAGGUGCCUGUCAGAGGAGAUAUUCACGUAAUUGUUGUUGGUGAUCCUGGGCUGGGUAAAAGCCAACUACUUCAAGCUGCAGCUUCUAUUUCUCCACGUGGGAUAUAUGUGUGUGGCAACGCCACAACUAAAGCUGGCCUGACUGUGGCAGUGGUGAAAGACUCGAUGACAAGUGACUAUGCAUUUGAGGCUGGUGCUAUGGUACUUGCAGACCGUGGAUUAUGCUGUAUUGAUGAGUUUGACAAAAUGUCAGCAGAACAUCAGGCCCUAUUAGAAGCAAUGGAACAACAAUGUGUCUCUGUUGCAAAGGCGGGGCUUGUAGCAAGUUUAUCAGCAAGAACAUCAGUUUUAGCUGCAGCAAACCCUGCUGGGGGUCAUUAUAACCGAGCAAAAACAGUGAAUGAGAAUCUGAAAAUGAGUGCUGCUCUUCUCUCACGAUUUGAUUUGGUAUUCAUAUUGCUUGAUAAACCUAACGAGCUGCUGGAUAAGAGACUCUCAGAGCACAUAAUGUCGCUUCAUGCUGGCCAUGGACAGUCCUCACCCUCUGGAAAGAGGUUAUGCAGAGAAUCACGCAAUAACAGAGGAGUAGAUUUGAAUGUAAAAAGUGGCUCGUUAGUUGCAAAGUUAAGACUUGAUCAUAAUGACAGAGAUUUCACUCCACUGCCUGGUCCUCUUCUACGAAAAUACAUUGCUUAUGCAAGAACUUAUGUAUUUCCAAGGAUGACAAAACCAGCUGCAGAAAUCUUGCAGAAGUUUUACUUGUGUCUGAGGGACCAAAAUACUACUGCAGAUGGCACUCCAAUAACGGCUAGGCAGUUAGAAAGCUUGGUAAGGCUGGCACAAGCUCGAGCUAGAGUGGACUUGAGGGAAGAAAUAAGCACACAAGACGCUUUGGAUGUUGUUGAAAUAAUGAAAGAGUCGCUUUACGAGAAGUAUGUUGAUGAGAAUGGCCUUGUUGAUUUUGGGCGUAGUGGUGGAAUGAGUCAACAGAAAGAAGCCAAACGAUUUUUAAGUGCAUUGAACAAGCAAUCUGAAUUACAGCAAAAAGAUUGCUUCUCUAUAUCUGAAAUAUACAGUUUAGCAGACAAGAUCAGCUUAAGGGUUCCUGACAUUGACAGCCUUGUGGAAAAUCUAAAUAGUGUUGGGUAUCUUUUAAAGAAGGGCCCAAAGACAUAUCAGGUGUUAUCAUCGUCUUAUAGUCGCACUCAGUAACCAAGGACAAGAUAAUAUAUGUGAUUCAGGCUUAUAUUUUGAAGCCAUAUACACUAAACUUGAAUAUGGCAUGCUCCAACAAGUCCAAGAAAUGCUAAGCAUAUGGGGUGAUAGAUUCAACUUGUACAGAUGAGCCCCUGGUUUAUUAUUUUAGUAGACGAAAUUUUGCGUGUUAAAUUUUUUGAUUAUAAUAUCAUAACUGUAACAUGUUUUGAAUGCAUGUAUUUUUUUUGAGUUGGGAUCAGGAUUUGUAUACAUGUCUCUCUUUUACAAACGGGAGAAAUACUUUUUAUUCCUAAAUGUUCCAAAAUGUCAAAAUAUGCAUAUCAA